AUGGGCUGUUAAAUAUUUAGAUCUAAAAAAAAGAUUGAAGAAGAAAGGAAAUAAUAGGAGAGUCUAGUAGAAAAUCAAAUGUAUAUUAUUAUUAAUGAUGAAAACAAAUCAUAACAAUAAGUAUAAGUAAAAGGAAGAAAUUAAUAGAUUUAAAAUUCAAGAUUAACAAUAAAUAAUCCUUAGUCUUUAUCAAUUAUCUCUCAUUCUUCAAAAAAAUUGGGAUAUUCACUUUAAGAAAUAAAUAUAAAAAUUCUGCCAAAGCAAACAAAUAUAGAUAAGAACAUUUAAAAUUAUCGAGGAGUAGCAGAAAUGAAUAAUAAUAAAUAAGUUUUCUAAAAUUAAUAACAAAUAGAUGUCUUUAGAGUAAAUAAUAAUAUAAAUUAAUAAAAUUAAUAAUAAUAAAAUUUAUCAUAAGUGAUAUUAUUAAAUAAUACAAAUUAACAAUCAUAAUAAAAAAAAUAAAUUUAAGAAAUUCAAUAAAGUGUUCCCUAAUAAUAAAUAUAAUAAAAUAAUAAAAAUAUCAAUUCGAAUGUUCAACAGGAAAAUGAAAUCAUUACCCCCUUUAAUGAAGAAUCUAUAUUUAAGAGAUGUUUUAUGAUUGAUGUAAAUGAGUUAAAAAUUGGAAAAUUAUACGCUUAAAUGGUAAAAUAAGUUAACACUUUUACUCUUGAAAUAAUUUUAGAUUAAAUAAUUCCCAUAAUGAUAAAUAAUAAACAACUUCUUUAAUCUUAAACAGUGACUUGGUUAAUUUAAGUAUUAGUUAAUUUAUCAAAUUGUGAUAUUAAAUCUACUUAUGCUAUAUUUGAAGAUGGAGUAAUUUCAAAAGAAAUUCUAAUCAUAUUGAUUGAUGCUAUUAUUGAUAAAAUUGUAUGUGCUGUAGCUAAACCAUAAAAAUUAUAAUGGUAAGCAGACAGAGAAGAAAUUAAUAAAUAUAAUGGUCUUGAAAAUUAAAUUGCUACAUAAGUAUAUGAUAUGUUAUUUGGAUAAAUGAUUAAAACUAAUUAUGAAAUAAGUUUUGAGAAUUUAGAGCAUCCAGCAUUAAAUUAUUUAUUAACUUAUCUUGAUACAAAAUGUUAACCUGAAGAUGCUUUUAGAUUUUUAGAUUUAAUUACAAAAAGAGAACUCUUAAGAUGUUAAAAAGUAGAUUUAUUAGAUUGUGUUUAUUAAUUAAAAGCUUCAUUAUUAUUAGAUAAAUUAUCAUUAUAUCCAAAAUUAACAGAUCUUUUAUUUUAAAAUAGUUGGGCUUAUGGAAAAUUUUAAAUAUAUAAAUUUGGUAGAGAUAUAUAAUAAUAUUCAAUAUUUGGUUCAAUUAUAAGUUUGAGUACAUUCCCAGGAGAUUUUCCUCAUGUGAAACUGGUUUUUGGUAAUCAAGAAAAAAGUUUACUUAUUCUUCAAGAAACUUAUAGAGGACCAAUAUAUGAAAUUAUAAAUAAAAUGGCUGAUAUCUUUCUAAGAAUUAUUAGAAGGGGUAAAGAAGCUUAAUUAUAACUGUUUACUUAUAUAAUUAAAUUAAUUGAAAUUAAUCUUAAUCUUGAGAAACUGAAUUAAACAUAAAAUAUUAAUAAAUGUUGCUUUUAAGGUAUGAUGUUUAAUUUAUAAUAAAUUUUAUUGGAAAUAUUCAAUCCCUUUAUUUACAAUACUGAAUAAGCAAAUGCUAGAUUAAGCAAAAUUAAUCUAGAUCUAUUAGCUUCUGUUAAGACUCAUCCACUUUUUUCUAAAAUCUAUUCAAAUGCUGGUUUAAUGGCACCCUUAAAAACAGUAUUUAUACCAUAAGAUAAAAGUCCUGUUCUUGAUCCCAUGACAGUUCUAUACUUAUUAAUUUAAAGAAUUGGAGGACUCUCAUAACGUAUUAUAAAUAAUUAUGCUCACUCAUAUGUUCAUUAUUAGAUAGAUAAAUAAUUUUUUGGUCCUUAUUCAAGAAUAACUUAGUUGAGUGAAAUCGAAAAAGCUACAUUUGAUACACUAUUCCUUCAUCCUAAAAGUAUUUAAAAUACAAUUCAAUUUUUAUCUUUUCAAAGUAAAUUGGCUUUAAGUUUACUUGAUGAGAAUUAUAAACCUAAAUAUCCUUAUGGAUUAUUAUAUAAUCAAUUUAUGCAAGAUGUUCCAAAUUAUUGUUUUAUCUAUAAUUCUAAUGGAGUUGCAUUAGAUUACUUAGAUGAAGUUAUUUCUAUUGUUGAAUUUACUAUUAUUACUAUGAAAUAUUAAGAUUUAAUUGAAGAUAUACAUUUAAGAUGCAAAGGAAUAGAAUUAUUUUAUAUUUUUAAUGAAUACAUGAUUUUAUACGAUAGCAAAAAUGCAUUGAUGUCUUUUAAAAUUUUUUCAGAAAAUAAAAUCAUUCAAAAUUUUCUUAUAUAAGGACUUAUUUAAUCAUAUAUAGAUCGUGAUAGAAUUAAAAUGAGUAGUAUCUUGCCUGCAAUUAGAUUUAAGAAGGCCAUCUGUCAAUUAUUUAAAUAUGCCUUAACCAAUCACCGCAAUAUAUAUGAGAACAAAUUUUUAGAGUUUGUAAAUAUGAAUUCAACCACAUAUUAAAAUUUUGCUUUUGUCUAUAUAAAUGACAUAAAGGAAAUGGUUGAUCAAUGUGUUCAAGCUACUAAAAAAAUUAAAUUAGAGGAAGAGACCUUAGCUAAUUAAUAUUCCUUAUUAAAUACUUAGGAAAAGGCUUUAAAAGAGAUUUUAAGGUUGAUUGAAAUACAUAGAUGUAUAGUUGAUUGGGAAGGUGCAAUAGAGUUAUUUAACAAUAUUAUAUUAUUUACUAAAAUUGAACCAAAAGCAUUUCUUAUAGAAGAGACAAGACAAUAAUUUGCUUAAAACCUUAAUAAUGUUUUGUAGUAACUUAAUGGUGAAGGAAAUAGUUUUUUGAAGGCUAAAUUUCUAGUUUAAUUAUAAAUGAAUCCAUAAGAUAUAUCUAAAAAUAUAAUUGAAAUUUAUGUAAAUCUAUAAGAUUAACCUUUAUUUUGGGAUGAAAUCAUUAUGAACAAUUAGUAAUAUAUUUAAUAUAUCUAUUUCUAGAUAAUUAUAAAUUUAAUCCCUAUAUCAAUUGGUAAAUAAUAUGAGUAAUUAAUACACUAUUUCAAAUGAUUUACUCUAUAAAUUCAGUUAAAUUAUAAAUAACUUAUAAUAACUAAGAAAUGAAUUUAAUUAAAUAAUGAAUGAUCUAUCAAAGGAUCCUAAUCUUGAAGAUAGAUACCUUGAUUCACUUACUCGUAAUUUAAUGACUGAUCCAGUAAUGUUACCAAAUUCUAAAGUAUUAUAAUUUAAUUGAUUAAAUUUAGUAAAUUGUUGAUAGAGUAACAAUUAAACGAUAUCUAAUAAAAAAAUAAGAAGAUCCUUUUGAUAGAUCAUUUUUGGUAGCAGAAAUGCUAAUAGAAUAGAAAGAAUUAAAAUUAGAAAUUAAAUAAUAUAUGGAUUAAAAAAAAAAUCAAUUAAGAUAAUUAAGAGGGAAUACUUAGAAUUUUUAUGCAUGA
Paramecium primaurelia is the source of this 3464-nucleotide messenger RNA. NCBI's taxonomy places the organism in Eukaryota, Ciliophora, Oligohymenophorea, Peniculida, Parameciidae. The record is from the annotation of a GenBank genome assembly.